Molecule: messenger RNA, 213 nt
Organism: Iphiclides podalirius (scarce swallowtail)
Lineage: Eukaryota; Metazoa; Arthropoda; Insecta; Lepidoptera; Papilionidae
Source: the annotation of a GenBank genome assembly
AUGUUAUGUAACAACGCAAAAGAACUAGCAAAGCGCGUAAGAUGUGACAAACGCAGCGGCGACUGCAUUGCAUUGCGCGUCGCUUACCUGUUGCCGGCGCCGGAUAGCACGCUCCGUCCGUACCUCGCAUUCUUCGCACGUGACGAGACAGCGCAGGACUGUCGCCGAUUUGACCCUAAUGGGCAGGCCCACAAGUGGGGCGAUGCGAUGGAC